Messenger RNA from Ceratotherium simum simum (southern white rhinoceros), 890 nucleotides. The record is from RefSeq and is a predicted model, not a curated record. NCBI's taxonomy places the organism in Eukaryota, Metazoa, Chordata, Mammalia, Perissodactyla, Rhinocerotidae.
CUGACUCCACGUGCGCCAUGCUGGACAAGUGGGAGGAGAAGGCUCGGGAGGAUAAGAGCUUUGACAUCUUCUGCGACGUGGGCCACAUGGCGCUGGACACGCUCAUGAAGUGCACCUUCGGCAAAGCAGACGGUGGCCUGAGUCACAGGGACAGUAGCUACUACCAGGCGGUCAGUGAGCUCACUCUGCUGACGCAGCAGUGCCUGGAGUCCUUCCAGUACCACAACGACUUCAUCUGCUGGCUCACCCCCCACGGCCGCCGCUUCCUGCGGGCCUGCCAGGUGGCCCACGACCACACAGACCAGGUCAUCAGGGAACGGAAGACAGCCCUGCAGGACGAGAAAAAGCGGGAGAAGAUCCGGAACCGCAGGCACCUGGACUUCCUGGACAUUCUCCUGGGGGCUCGGGUGAGCGCACGCCCACCUGGGAACUGGCGCCACGGGGUCUGCAGACCAUCUUCCCAGGACAGGGCUCACUGGACAGCAGCGGGGCUGUUCACCAUUGUCCUCCUCUUUGCCCAGCAAACAUGGCCUGUUCCUUGUCCCAUGACACAUAUCAGCACAGGCUCAGAGGUGGGAAGGUGCCGGGUGUGGCUGGCCGUGGCGCUGGGGAGAGAUGUCCUAGCAGGGAGGUUGGGUCACAUGCGCAAAGGCCUGACGACCACCUCUAGACUUCUAAGACUGGGAAGAAUCUCAGCACCCCAGAAUCUUAGGGAUGAAUAUGGGAUCAAGCUGUCAGACGCAGACCUCUGGGCUGAGGUGGACACGUUAAUGUUUGAAGGCCAUGACACCACCACCAGUGGCAUCUCCUGGUUUCUCUACUGCGUGGCCCUGUACCCUGAGCACCAGCAGUGUUGUCGGGAGGAGGUACACGAGAUCUUCGAGAACUGA